UGAAAUUCAUCUCUAGCACGAGUAGAAGUUGUUUUGGAAGUAGGACUUCUGCCGGUUUUCCGCGCGAGGUCGCCGACCCGGCGGCAUAGAUAUAGUAGAACCGAGAAUUAGUGGGUCAGGUCCUCACGGCAACUGGACGCGGCCCAGCUGCAGCUGCAUUGAUACGUACAAAAGGAAAGGGAUUUACUUAUUUCGACGUAAUAAAGUUUUACGUACUUCUUGUGAAAAGAGCUGUGUCCUCCUCACCCUUCCCCGUUGAAACAAAAACAAGAACUACAAUUCUAACCUAAAAGUCCCAUCCGCCCCCACUUCAAGAUGGCGUGCGUUGUUGGGCCCACCGACGCCGGGAUGUCGAAAUUCGACAAAGGCAAUAUUACGAAAGUUUUCCGAGUCUGGAGCGAACGAAUCGACAAGGAGCUCGAGGUACGGCGUUUUUACACAUCUAUGCGUCGCUUGUUGUUUAUUUCUUGCGAAACGUCUCCCCUCAUGAUCCAGCAUCCAUGAUAAGAAAUACUUUUUAAUCAAAACAGAUAAAUGUGUCAACCGAUAGACACUUUCGCGUGGCCCACAUGCCGAGCAUAAUGCCGCAGAAGGUAAACAACUGGGACCCAACGAAGCAAAAGCUGGAAGACCCAAAAACACUAGAAAAAUCCGUGAAAUUCGACUACCCACCACCACACGAAAUCACGGACAUCAAAUAUGUCGGUAGGAUUUUCUUCGUUACCAUGGUAGCGUUUUGGUUUUCCUUUCGCACUGAAUGUAUGAAGAUGCUAAUAAUGUGCACUCAAUGUGGUGCUGAGCGCUCGAUUUUUUUCUGUGCCUUCAUCUUCGCAAACAAAAGAACGCUCGCCAUUGAAUUUACAAUUGGCAGAUUAUAUAUGAAUCACGCCAGGUGUGCAAGCGUUUCCCCGCGAGCGGUUUGGCAUUCCGCAGUCAGAGUACCACAAAAUAGGGUGGAUGCAGACGCCAGCGGAGUUUAGAACGAAAUUCGCAGUUGAUUUGCUGGACAACAAGAAGGACAAGACCACGACGUUUUCAACCGGUUUGAGCAACAUGAGGGACGACUACUGGAGGACACAGCAGGUACUAUUUUUGACUUGCUGCUAAGAUGCCCGUUUUUUUUUUGCCUUGUUUCACCACAGCGAGCUUUUGCUUUUUUAUGUUCCCGACAUUGGUUGAUUGAUUCGAAAUCGAAUUCGUACAUGAUCCGCACGUAAUAACAGCGGCCAAAAGUGAAGAACCCGAUGGCGCACCACGUUGGCUACAUCACUGGCCUGGGCGACAACCCCUACGAGAGAACCAUCAAGCACCCGGAGAGGCUAAACCCAGUGGAUCCGCUGACGCAGGAGUGGAAAGCCAUGAAAAAGAAGGACCGGAAAAUGAGAAAAAAGGUGGAGGAAGCCGGGUUUGAGGUGGCGCACCGGGAAAGAACGGAGAAAAAAAAGAAGAAAAUGAUGGAUGUAGACCGGGAUCUACUAGCGGACGCGGAAGUGGAAAUAGCGGUAUUAUGAUGGAGGUGGAGUUUUGCUAAUGCUUUAUUAGGUUUGUCUCUUUCAUGCAAAAAACGCUUUAGGCUUGGCGUGGAACAAUAACGAACGUUAACGUUCUGUGUUGUACAAAAGUUGAACAAAAUCGACUACCAGUCCGACGCCGCGACGCCGUCCAUAGUAUCGUCGAACAUGACUGACAUGGUGAAGGCCCAAAGCCAAGAGCAAAUCUUCCAGCUGAAAACCGAAAACUGCCACAACGAACUGGUAUUUUUUACCAUGUGGUUUUGUUGAGUAGUUGCAAAAAACUGUAUAAUGACAGUAGGUUCCGGAUUCGCACCAGAAAAAAUUGUGAUGCUUCACUAUACAACUUAAACCUCAACUUGAAAAACAGCUGAAGAAAUACGGGAGGUGGCGGAGCAUUGCGGGCAACAAAAAAUGGUUCCACCCGCUUUCGAACUCCGACGUGACGCUCUUCGCGGACGAGUACACAAAGCAAAUGCUCACCGGCCCGCACAUGAAGACGCAGCCACUGGUCAGUCGGUAGGAAGAGAAGUCACGACGAGGACAGUGCAGGUGAGAAUGUGAAUGAAUUUACCUAGAUUAUCACACUGAAGUCACACUGUUUGAAUGAAUUUACGCUUAGAAUUGCAAAACAAGACUGUUUGAAUGAAUUUACGCUUAUGGUCGAAGAGGUUCUAGUUGUACUCUUGAAAAUAUUUCGGACUCUUAAUUAAUCGUAAGCAAAAAACCAAACAGUUCGUUCUCGGAAUCCUCAGAGACGAAUCUGUAGACGAAGUUAUGCCUUUCGUUAAUACGCUACUACUUAUCUGUAUCCUGGCUAGCAAGCUAAAUCUGGAGCAAAUGAACCGUUUAUUGGAGGUGUUGGUUGGAUAAAUGUACGAUCGCUGAGGCCAGAAAUCGCUCGGUAGUUCGCUAUUGAGUUCUUUUCUGUCCCAGCUAGUGGCGUCAAAACGGCAAACAUUAUCGAACUGCUCGCCGAGCUUACUGUAGAAAAGAAUUUGGUUCGUACGGUGCACAGGAAGGAAAAAUGUUGACCCAGAUGAAAUUGUCAUGACAGCAAGGGUGCAU
Messenger RNA from Amoebophrya sp. A120, 2579 nucleotides. The record is from the annotation of a GenBank genome assembly. NCBI's taxonomy places the organism in Eukaryota, Dinophyceae, Syndiniales, Amoebophryaceae.